Messenger RNA from Cicer arietinum (chickpea), 1105 nucleotides. Its product is annotated as MADS-box transcription factor 17-like. Gene Ontology annotation, molecular function: protein dimerization activity; DNA-binding transcription factor activity; RNA polymerase II transcription regulatory region sequence-specific DNA binding. Gene Ontology annotation, cellular component: nucleus. Gene Ontology annotation, biological process: positive regulation of transcription by RNA polymerase II. Lineage: Eukaryota; Viridiplantae; Streptophyta; Magnoliopsida; Fabales; Fabaceae. The record is from RefSeq and is a predicted model, not a curated record.
GGUGAAUAUAUACUUAUAAAUACAUGUGUCGUUUUCUGCAAUUGAAGUCGAAGUCGAAGUCAGAGUCAGAGAGAUAUUAAUCAUAAAAAACGAAAAGGAAAAAAAGAAGUGAAAAAGAGAGAGGAAGCAUGGGAAGAGGGAAGGUAGUUCUGGAGAGAAUACAGAACAAAAUAAAUCGACAAGUAACAUUCUCAAAACGAAGGAGUGGUUUGUUGAAGAAAGCUUUCGAACUUUCUGUUCUAUGCGAUGCUGAAGUUGCUCUUAUCAUCUUCUCUAGCCUUGGCAAGCUUUUUCAAUACAGUACCACUGACUUGAACAAAAUCAUUGAAAAGUAUCGUCAAUGUUGUUUCGACAAUAUGUCUGAGAAUGGCGACUUAGGAGAACAUCAGUCACAGAGCUUAUACCAGGAACUUUUGAUGCUAAGAGUCAAGCAUGAAUCUCUUGCACAGACACAAAGGAACUUUUUGGGAGAAGAACUCCAUGCCCUUAGCAUGAAAGAUUUGCAGAGUCUAGAGAAACAACUCGAAAGAACGCUUGCACAAGCUCGAAAGCAACAAGUGCAAAAGUUGAUGGCACGAGUAGAUGAGUUACGCAAUGAGGUGCACAAGGGGGAGGAGGUUACCAAACAAUUAAAAUCCAAGGAAAUAGGUAUAAGCACCAAGUUUUGUGAAGAUUCUACUAAUUCCAACAUCUCCAUUAACAACCAUAUCAUUACAAGUUUGCAUGAUGCACAAGCAGAUCCGUUUGAACAUGGCACAACAGGACAUUUUGAUUGCAGCCGGUUUGGACACCAAGAAGCUGCAGCUUCAGAAGAACAAGCAACAGAUAGAAGGAUGAACAGAGGCCAAAGCAGUCGCAACAAGAACAAUGAAUAUGAAUGGAUGAAUUGAAUUUUCAUAUGUGUUGAUUCGUCAAAUAUAUGUCUAAAAAAACUCACUGAUUAGAGCUUAAUUGGUUUAACUUAUAAUAGAGAAAUAGUUUUUUCUUCCAGCAUGACAAUGUGGCUUCAAAUUCAAUUACAUUAUGUAUGUAUAUGAAGCUAACCUCUGUUUCUAUUAGCAAAAUGACAACCAUGAAAAGUAAAUAAAAUCUUCUUAUCAGUCUA